AUGAAGAAGCGACACGGAGCUCAACACUUCUGGAAGAGCAUGACGGGCCAGCAGCCUCAGUCCGAGCCUGACAGAACCGGUGGCGGAGACACGAUGGUAACUGACACUAACAUUACCGCCACCUUUGACAAUCUCUCUCAGAAUGUGGUACCUAUCCCUAUCAGAUCCAUCCCUCCUCUGGGCCAGUCAGACAGUCACAUGUCAGUCUCUUAUGAGGAUAAGACCGGGGCUACCGUAAUGUUCUCUGGGAUAUUCCUGGGUCUGGUGGGCAUGACUUCACAGCCAUGGGCUGGCUCAAGUAUGGUGUCAGCCGCAGCUUCAAGUGGACCCAGCUGCUUGGCCCCAUUCUGCUCUCUGUAGGAGGCACCUUCAUCCUAAUCAGCAUCUGUAAGUUCAGGAUGCUCUCCUGCCGGGCAUGUAAGCAGAGCGACUAUGACGAAGAGCUGUCAGAGUCGCUGGAGAUCCCAGGGUCUGGCCAAUUGUUUGUGUUCAACGGGAUCAAUCAGCCGAUCAUGUUCCACGGAGCUACGGUGGUGCAGUAUAUCCUGGCUCCGUGUGGAUCAGUGACACAGGAAGGGAAUCCAGCCAAUGGGUUUCAGCCCAAUAGCGGCUCAGCCAAUGGGGUUCCCAGAAACGUGCCACCUCAAUACUACACUGUGUGCCUGUUGGGUAAUGUUUACAGGAGACAACAACAGCCCUCCAAACAGCAGGUCAGACUGCAGACAAGACCACAGACAUAG
This is a messenger RNA of Coregonus sp. 'balchen', 740 nucleotides long. The record is from the annotation of a GenBank genome assembly. Lineage: Eukaryota; Metazoa; Chordata; Actinopteri; Salmoniformes; Salmonidae.